This is a messenger RNA of Oryza brachyantha (malo sina), 1385 nucleotides long. RefSeq names its product probable aldo-keto reductase 1. Lineage: Eukaryota; Viridiplantae; Streptophyta; Magnoliopsida; Poales; Poaceae. The transcript has 7 exons. The record is from RefSeq and is a predicted model, not a curated record. Gene Ontology annotation, cellular component: cytoplasm. Bases 65 to 1123 code for a protein of 352 amino acids.
GGUAGUGCCGAAGUUGGAGAACCGACUCCCAUCCCCUUCUCCACUCCACUGCGACCGCGGCGCCAUGGAGCAAGCUCCAGCGGCGCCGCCGACGAUGCCCCGAGUCAAGCUCGGCACCCAGGGGCUAGAGGUGUCCAAGCUGGGGUUCGGGUGCAUGGGGCUCACGGGCGCGUACAACUCGCCGCUCGACGACGACGCCGGCAUCGCCGUCGUCCUGCACGCCUUCCGCCGCGGCGUCACCUUCUUCGACACCUCCGACGUGUACGGCCCCCACACCAACGAGGUCCUCCUCGGCAAGGCGCUGAAGCAGCUGCCGCGGGAGCAGGUGCAGGUGGCCACCAAGUUCGGGAUAAGGCGGGGCGCCGACGGCGUGAGCUCCAUCUGCGGCCGCCCGGAGUACGUGCGCGCCUGCUGCGAGGCCAGCCUGGGCCGCCUCGGCGUCGACUGCAUCGACCUCUACUACCAGCACCGCAUCGACACCUCCAUCCCCAUCGAGGAGACGAUUGGUGAGCUCAAGAAAUUGGUGGAGGAGGGGAAGGUGAAGUACAUUGGGUUGUCGGAGGCGAGCCCUGACACCAUCAGGCGAGCUCACGCCGUGCACCCAGUCACUGCAGUUCAGAUGGAAUGGUCUCUUUGGGCUCGCGAUAUUGAACCCGAAAUUGUGCCACUCUGCAGGGAGUUGGGCAUUGGAAUUGUCCCCUACAGCCCUAUUGCCCGCGGUUUUUUUGGAGGGAGAGGAGUGACACAGCAAUUGGCAGCUGAAUCUAAUUUGAAAGGACACCCACGAUUUUCUGCAGAAAAUUUGGAGAAGAACAAGCUUCUUUACCUGAAGAUGGAAGAGCUAGCCAAGAAGCACCAUUGCAGCCCUGCUCAGCUAGCUCUGGCUUGGGUUCUGCACCAAGGGGAUGAUGUGGUCCCAAUACCAGGGACAACCAAGACAAAAAACCUAGAUGCGAACAUUGACUCCUUGAAGGUGAACCUCACGGAUGAUGACCUGAAAGAAAUCUCCAGCCAGAUACGCGAAGAAGAUGUCGCUGGUGGAAGACAGUAUACCUCCUUUCAACAGUAUACCUGGAAGUAUGCUGACACGCCAAGCCAAGGAAGAAAGUCUGCAAAAUACUAGCAUAAUAUGAAUAAUGCAGCACAUAUAUUGUCUGACUGCCAUUUUCUCUGCUUAUGUGCCGAAUGGUAUUAAAUAUAUAUAACUGUGAAUGUUUUGUGCCUAAUAAUAUACUACCAAUAAUAAAUUACUACACUUCCACUCGCCUUUGAGAACAUAUAAAGCAUGUUUAAGCUUUGUGUGUGUGUGUGCGCGCGCGCGCGCUUGUAAUCCUUUUGUAAGUGUAGACUGAGUGAAGUGCUAAGCAUGGCUUGUUUGUUUUUUU